AGCUACAUCCUCCGUCCAGUCUGCCUGGCAGAAACAUCAGUAUCACUAGAGUCUAAGAGCAUGCAACACCCUCCUUCCUUAUUGUGAGCUAGUGGUUGUUCUGGUUUUUUUUUUUUCUUUUUUUCCUCAUCACAGGUGGACUGGAUAAAAAGAGCCAUCUAAACUGAACAGUCUUCCUGUUAAUUUCUCAUUGAUAAGCUAUAGAUAAGCUACACCUUUGCUGCUAGCAGAAUAGAUCUGUUUAGAGCAACAACUGUAGUAAACCAGAAUCCUCUACCAGAGAGUUACCCAGCUGGUGCUAUGUCAAACUUCGUAGCUCCAGAAAUUAAAAAAUUUGUCGUUUGGGACUACGUUGUUUUUGCAGGACUAUUUUUAGUAUGUGCUAGCAUUGGAGUCUUUUUUGCAAUUAAGGAGAGAAAAAAAAAAACUUCAAAGGAGUUUUUGGUGGGUGGUAAGCAGAUGUCAUGCGGACCAAUAGCCUUCUCCCUCACAUCCAGCUUCAUGUCAGCAGUGACAGUUCUGGGGACACCCUCCGAAGUUUAUCGCUAUGGAGCAUCCUUCGUUCUUUUCUUUCUUUCAUACACAUUUGUCAUCAUUUUAACUUCUGAGCUUUUUCUACCUGUAUUUUACAGAUCUGACAUUACAAGCACUUAUGAGUAUUUGGAGUUAAGAUUUAACAAGACUGUCCGUCUUGCUGCAACACUGAUCUACAUCCUGCAGACGAUCCUUUACACAGGAAUAGUGGUUUAUGCUCCAUCACUGGCUCUCAACCAAGUCACUGGAUUUGAUCUCUGGGGCUCGGUAGUUGCAACAGGAAUUGUCUGCACUUUCUAUUGCACUACAGGAGGAUUAAAAGCUGUUGUCUGGGCAGAUGCAUUUCAAAUGGUGAUUAUGGUGCUUGGCUUCGUGACUGUUUUGAUUCGAGGUACUAUUCUGAAUGGUGGGUCAACCAGGAUCUGGGAAGAUGCCUAUGAAGGAUCACGACUAAACAUAUUUGACUUUGAUGUAGAUCCUUUAAGACGACAUACCUUUUGGACAAUUGUUAUUGGGGGAACCUUUACGUGGCUAGGACUCUACGGAGUUAAUCAGUCCACAAUACAGAGAUGCAUUUCUUGCAAAUCAGAGAAGCAUGCAAAGAUGGCACUUUACCUGAAUUUACUGGGACUUUGGAUAGUUCUGGUGUGUGCAGUAUUUUCCGGUUUGGUGAUGUAUGCUCAUUACAAGAAUUGUGAUCCUUGGACUGCUGAUUUCAUUUCAGCUCCAGAUCAGCUCAUGCCAUAUUUUGUUAUGGACAUUUUUUCUUCGAUGCCAGGAGUCCCGGGACUAUUCGUCGCCUGUGCAUUCAGUGGAACAUUAAGCACAGUGGCAGCUAGCAUCAAUGCUUUAGCAACUGUUACCUUUGAAGACUUGGUCAGGAAAUGUUUCCCAAACCUGUCUGAGAAGACAAGCACGUGGACCAGCAAAGGCUUGUGUAUAUUAUAUGGUGUUUUGUGCACGUCCAUGGCUGGAGCAGCAUCACUGAUGGGAGGAGUUGUACAGGCUGCCCUCUCCAUUCAUGGAAUGUGUGGAGGGCCCAUGCUGGGAUUAUUUACUCUUGGAAUAAUCUUUCCUUGUGUUAACUGGAAGGGUGCAAUCGGAGGCUUCCUCACUGGGAUCACCCUGGCUUUCUGGGUUGGCAUUGGCUCCUUCAUCUAUCCUGCACAGCCUGUAAAGACCAUUCCCCUGGAGCUGUCAACUCUCAACUGCACGCUGGCAAAUAGCACAGCCCUGUCGACCACAGCAACUCCCAUCAUGGUUGCUGACAGGCCUCUGCUGGCAGAUACGUGGUACUCCCUGUCCUACCUCUACUUCAGUACCAUCGGCUGCCUGGGCUGCAUCAUCUCAGGGCUGCUCAUCAGCUUUGCAACAGGGCCUACCAAAGGUGAAGACAUCCGCCCAGUGCUAAUUAAGCCAGUCUGCAACUUCUUUUGCUUCUGGUCAGAAAGGCUCAAGAUGUUGCUGUGGUGUGGCGUGCAGCACAACAGCCAGGAUGAAGAUUUUGAAAAAAAUCUGCCUGCAGUUAUCACAGAUACAACUGGAACAGAAGACACCUUCAAGAACAAUAUCAACAAAGAAAACACAAGCCAGUUGCCUGGUUACAAUCCUGAGGAAAAAUCCUAUACAAAUAUGAGCAAAGAAUCUCGUCUCUAGAAGCUGAGGAAAGCACCUUCUAGAUGACCAAGAAAGACCUGCCCUCUAUAGCAAUAAAGACCAGAUUUUUAUUUAUGAAUUUCUUGACAGAAAUGAGAAACUGUAACACAAUGUUCUUUUUGGAAGGUCUGCUAUUUCAAAAGAAAUGUUUCAUGAAUCUUGUCAUGGAAACUACUAGGAAGUAGCUGCAAUAUGUCAAUACCACAUUCUCUGUUCAGUAACUAGUCAUUGAAGGGUAAUGUGCAAAGGUGAACUUGAGAUAAAACAAGACUUCAGAUAAGCUUCUGGGGUCUCUCACUAAGGUAAGACUCUGAACUGGCCUCUGAUGGAGGUCAUGCUCUCUCCACUGCAGACAGAGGAAGGCCAGGGGAGAGGAGGAGGUCUGCGCCUAUUCUAGGUGUCACAAAAAGCCUCUGCACAGAAACGCUGUAUAGACCAGACUGGUCUUCUAUUGACUGUGUUUGUUGUGCUUGCUUCCUCUGUGGAACUAAGAUGUCUUUAUAAUGUCUUAUUCCAAGCAAUAGGAGAGGGUAACAAAUUUUACUACAAAUUCAGGAUAGUUCUUUAUCCAUAUCAGUCUUUGAAAGACAUCCUUUUAGCUUGAAAAGGUUAUCUUCAGCCUUUUUGUUUGGUUGAAUGUUUGUGUAUCUUUUUUUUUGUUUGUUUGUUUUGUUUUUUUUUGUUUGUUUGUUUUUAAGCUGCAAAAUCCUCUUACUAGCUGUAAGCAAUAAAUAAACUGUCAUUUUAUAAUACCUCCUAAUUGAGAAUCCAUGAGAAUUUUGAAUAAAGCACAUCAUGAGGUGAAAUAA
This is a messenger RNA of Gallus gallus (chicken), 2999 nucleotides long. RefSeq names its product solute carrier family 5 member 12 (gene SLC5A12). The coding region runs from base 301 to 2190 and encodes 629 amino acids. The record is from RefSeq and is a predicted model, not a curated record. Gene Ontology annotation, biological process: sodium ion transport; transmembrane transport. Gene Ontology annotation, molecular function: lactate transmembrane transporter activity; symporter activity. NCBI's taxonomy places the organism in Eukaryota, Metazoa, Chordata, Aves, Galliformes, Phasianidae. The transcript is spliced from 15 exons. Gene Ontology annotation, cellular component: membrane.